AUGCUCAGGAUUGAGUUCGUGGAUGAUGAGGCACAGCGCCGGGCCCGCACAACAGUCGGCCGCGGAACCGUCAUGGCGCUGUCAGCGGCCCACCGCCGGCGAAGAGCUCUCUACGUCAAGCAGCCACCACAGCCACAGGAUCAGCGGCACCAACAGCAGCUGCAGCCGCAGCACCUGGAGGGCGCACACGCGUCUACGGAGCCAGGGCAGGGAGACUUGCAAGACAGCUCGAUUGUUACCUCCGAGACGCUAGCACCGGGGCGGCCCAGCUCAGCCCCGGGCGUUGUGGAAGACAACCGCCGAUCGCAGAGUGCCGCCACCGCCACCGCCGCCACCGUGGCAGUGGCACAGCCAGCGGCUCCUCUGAGGGCAGGAGUGGCAGCGGUGGCGGCGGCGGCAGCUGCAAGGGUACGGCGGCCAGACGACCCGGAGGUGCAGGCCUUUGUGGAGCGCGAGCUUCAGGCCGUGCUGCUGCAGGAGGACGUGGGGAUGCUGCUGCAACACGUGUUGGGCGUGCUGAGGAACGUGCUGGGCGGCAGCGCCGGCAGCGGCGCGAGCAGUAGUCGUGGUGGUGGUGGUGGUGGUGGUGGUGUUUCGAGGCUUUCCGCCCCCUCCCGGUACGUGCCGGCGUCAGCUAAGCGAGCACGUACGGCAACAAUGACACCCAGCCUGCCGUCGCGACAGGAUUUCGAGAAUGCUAUGGCACGCGAGAUAUCGUCUUUCCUCGUCGAGAAAGACAGUCUGACGUUUGUGGGCCAACUGUAUCUUUUCCUGGCCAGCGGGCUGACCGUGAGGGGCUAUGACGAGUCUGUGUUUGGACCCGAGGAGGCGGCAAGGGGUGUGACCGCCAAAGUGGCUGAAGGCAAAUACAGCAGCGCUGGACCUGACCGGCAAGUGUCCAGUGAGGUUGUUGACUUGGCGGACGAUGAUGGGUACCAGUACGACGCUUUUGAUGACGAUUUUGACAGUGGCUGA
This is a messenger RNA of Volvox carteri f. nagariensis, 975 nucleotides long. RefSeq lists its product as uncharacterized. The transcript is spliced from 5 exons. Lineage: Eukaryota; Viridiplantae; Chlorophyta; Chlorophyceae; Chlamydomonadales; Volvocaceae. Bases 1 to 975 code for a protein of 324 amino acids. The record is from RefSeq and is a predicted model, not a curated record.